This is a messenger RNA of Ipomoea triloba (trilobed morning glory), 856 nucleotides long. Its product is annotated as CHD3-type chromatin-remodeling factor PICKLE-like. The record is from RefSeq and is a predicted model, not a curated record. Bases 31 to 486 code for a protein of 151 amino acids. Gene Ontology annotation, biological process: negative regulation of transcription by RNA polymerase II; chromatin remodeling. Gene Ontology annotation, molecular function: ATP hydrolysis activity; ATP-dependent chromatin remodeler activity; histone binding. NCBI's taxonomy places the organism in Eukaryota, Viridiplantae, Streptophyta, Magnoliopsida, Solanales, Convolvulaceae. The transcript has 6 exons. Gene Ontology annotation, cellular component: nucleus; chromatin.
CUCAUAACAAGAGGAACUAUCGAAGAAAGGAUGGUGCAGAUGACUAAGAAGAAAAUGGUUUUAGAACAUCUAGUUGUUGGGAGGCUCAAGGCUCAAAAUAUUAACCACGAAGAACUUGACGAUAUCAUUAGGUAUGGGUCAAAGGAGUUAUUUGCUGAUGACAAUGAUGAAACAGGAAAAUCCAGACAAAUUCAUUAUGAUAAUGCUGCUAUAGAUAGAUUACUGAACCGUGAACAAGCUGGAGAUGAGGAAACUGUCUUGGAUGAAGAAGAAGAAGAAACUUUUUUGAAGGCCUUUAAGGUAAGAGUCGCUAUGGUUGGAAAGUACACGGGCCUGUCAGAUUCUUACCUCUCUGGACUGAAGCUUACUGCAUUGGACUUCUCUUGGCUGAAGAGUGAAGGAAAUGUUGAGGCCACUGGAAGGAUUAUUCUGUUGAACCUGGUGAAAGUAAGAGGCCUUUCUGUGCUCUUUUGGAUGUUGGUCUAAUACAAACUACCACUUGGUGAUCAAGUUGAUGCGGCGGAUCAUUGAUUAUGCUGGUUUCUUGGGCUACUAGAAUCUCUGAAGCUCCAAAAACUGAUCUUGAGUUCUGGAAGACUCUUUUCCCAGUAUGAAAUUCACACCAUUAUAUAUAUAUAUAUAUAUAUAUAUAUAUAUAUAUAAUCAUUUUAGUGGUUAAGUUGUUUUGAGGUUUUUUGACAUUGUUGUAGCUUGUAAUUAAGGCUUUUAGGUUUCAUAUUAGGAUAUUGUUAGGAUUAAUGUUAUUUAUUUUUCUGGCAAAAGUUUUGUCAUGCAAAUGGAAACUCAAAUGGAAAAGAGGAUAAAGAAUGAAAUGCUACAGAUGAUGUUCAUUUCA